CUCCUCUCUCUCUCUCUCUCUCUCUCACGCGCGCGCGCGCGCACGUCCGUGUACAAAAACCAGCUGGAGGGGGUCAUUAAUCACCACCAUCAUCUCGUUUCCUCCUUCCCUUUCUCUCUCUGGAUUUCUGAGAAAGUGGGAAUCUUAUUACAUACCACACCCAUCUCCUUUUUCCCUCUGAGGUCUGAACCCAUCAAAUUCUGGAUUUUAGGGUUUUUUUUUUUUUGGUUCAAUAGAAUCUAUCCGUCCAUGGGCUCUGGAUUUUAGGGUUUUUUUUUUUUUGGUUCAAUAGAAUCUAUCCGUCCAUGGGCUCUGGAUUUUAGGGGCUUUUUUCGUUCAAUCGAAUCGAUCCGUUCAUGGGUUCUGGUUUUUCCUUCCUUCUGACAAACCCCAAUAUAUGUACGCCUCUGUCGCCGGAGCCGAGUCUAGGCGAUUUGCCGGAGGCUUGUGUGGCCUCCGUCCUGGUGUAUUUGGAACCACAGGAGAUUUGUAGACUUGCAGUGCUUAAUCGAGCGUUUCGGGGCGCUUCUUCAGCAGAUUUUGUGUGGAAACCCAAGUUGCCUUCAAAUUAUGGUUCUGUUAUUGAGAGAGUGUUUGAUGAAUUUCCAUCGGAAUUGUGCAAGAAAGAUAUUUACGCGAGGCUCUGUCAGCCCAAUUUAUUUGAUGGAGGCACAAAGAAAGUUUGGCUGGAUAAAAAUACUGGAAAGGUUUGUUUGUCAAUUUCUUCAAAAGGGUUGGGGAUAACGGGCAUCGACGAUCGGAGAUACUGGAAUCGGUUGGAAACCGCAGAAUCUAGAUUCUGCACAGUUGCUUACCUCCGGCAAAUCUGGUGGCUUGAAGUUGACGGAGAGGUGGAGUUCCCAUUCCCAGCAGGGACCUAUAGCCUAUUAUUCAGGCUGCAAUUAGGACGUGCCUCUAAGAGGUUUGGUCGCCGUGUCUGUAACUCCGAGCAUGUUCAUGGUUGGGAUAUAAAACCCGUUCGAUUCCAUCUCUCAACUUCAGAUGGCCAGCAUGCCAGUUCUCAGUGUUUCUUGGAUGAACCUGGACAAUGGAUUAACUAUCAUGUGGGGGAUUUUGUUGUUGAGGAUUCCAUAACAUCAACAAAAGUAAAAUUUUCUAUGACCCAAAUAGAUUGUACCCACACCAAAGGUGGUCUUUGUGUAGAUUCUGUAUUAAUUUGCCCCCGUGAGUUUUAGAGAGAGGUUAAAGUGUUUUUGAUUUGCUGUUAACCUUUCUACACGGGGAAUUUUAUGUUGUGAAGAGGUAGGACAUUUCCAGAACAUAUGAAUCAUUAUUUAUUAGUUAGUUUUAGGGGAAGCCUCAUUUCUCUGCAGACAAGGCAAUGUGUUUGUAUUUGUAUCAUAAUUGCUUGAUUAGGGUUCUGUAAUUGCAGUGAUUUUCCUCUGGACAAGACGAUUCCAGGCUGCUUUUAAUUUUA
This is a messenger RNA of Cornus florida, 1438 nucleotides long. Its product is annotated as F-box protein PP2-A13-like. The transcript has 3 exons. Gene Ontology annotation, molecular function: protein binding. Lineage: Eukaryota; Viridiplantae; Streptophyta; Magnoliopsida; Cornales; Cornaceae. The record is from RefSeq and is a predicted model, not a curated record. Bases 357 to 1196 code for a protein of 279 amino acids.